CCACGCGCCGCGUUCAUCUCCUUCCAUCUGACGGCCGCGAAUCCGUAUCGCCGUGCUCCUUCGCAACCACAAAGCCCACGCCGCCCCCACCUCGCCAGUCGCCACCUCAAGCUCCUGCUGCGUCUCCCCGUGCCGCCGCGAGCGCUCCCAAUCAGGCAACCAGGCAACAAAAACCAGCACCGCCGCAGCACGGGCGCCGCCCGGUCCCGGCGCCGCCCCCUACCUCAUCGCGCCCCGCUCCAUGGCCGCAAAGUGGGCCCAGAAGACCGUCGUUAUCCCCGCGCAUCGGCGGGGCUGCCACCUCAUCACCCCCAAGAUUCUGAGGGAGAUCGAGGGCGACCUGGCCGGGUUCAAGUGCGGUCUCGCGCAUUUCUUCCUGCAGCACACAAGCGCAUCGCUGACCAUCAACGAGAACUAUGACUCAGAUGUGCAGGCUGACACUGAAACUUUUCUUAACAGAAUUGUUCCAGAGGGCCACAAUGCUCCUUGGAGACACACUAUGGAAGGUCUUCCCCCUCUAGUCAUAGCUCGAGGAGGAUUCUCUGGCUUGUUUCCUGACUCGAGCCAGUUUGCCUACCAGUUUGCCUUGACUGCCUGCUUGCCUGAUGUCGUUCUGUUAUGUGAUCUACAAUUGUCAAGCGACCGUAUAGGCUUCUGCAAAACAGGGUUGACCCUUGAUAACUCGACGACUGUCUCUGAGAUCUUCCCCAAGAUGGAAAGGACAUACAAGCUGCACGGAGAAGAUGUCCGUGGCUGGUUCUCUCUAGAUUUCACCGCAGAACAGCUGGCGCAGAACGUCUCAUUGAUACAGAACAUCUUUUCGCGCCCAAGCACAUUUGAUGGCUCCUUGCGGAUGUACCCGCUUGAUGAAGUUGUUGAACUCCACCCCCCUCAAAUAUGGCUUAAUGUACAGUACAAUUCAUUCUUUUUGGAGCACAAAUUAAGUAGUGAAGAUUAUAUAUUAGAACUACCAAAAGAUACCCUCUCUUACAUCUCCUCGCCGGAGAUUGAAUUCUUGAAAAGCUUGGGUGGGAAGCUCAAGAAAGCCAAGACAAAGCUCAUCUUCCGGUUACUCAAUGAAGACAUUGAGGAGCCUUCAACCAAGAAAACAUAUGGGGAACUUCUGAAAGAUCUAAAAUCCAUCAAGGAAUUCGCAGUUGGGAUUCUUGUGCCCAAGACAUACAUCUGGCCAGUAGAAAAGGAUCAGUACUUGGCGCCAUCGCCCACCAGUUUGGUCAAAGAUGCUCAUGCCAUCGGGCUGGAAGUGUAUGCAUCCGGAUUUGCCAAUGAUAUCGUCUUGAGUUACAACUACAGCUAUGAUCCCUCUGCAGAGUACUUGCAGUUCAUAGACAAUCCAGACUUCUCUGUUGACGGUGUGCUUACGGACUUCCCGGUCACCGCAUCAGGGGCUGUUGCUUGCAUGGCUCAUUCCAAGGGCAAUCCUCUACCACCUCCUGGAAAAAGCAGGCCGCUGAUCAUCACCCACAACGGCGCGAGCGGCAUGUUCGCCGGCAGCACAGAUCUUGCCUACCAGGAGGCGAUCAAAGAUGCCGCUGACAUCAUCGAUUGCACGGUUCAGAUGUCAAAAGACGGAACGGCCUUCUGCAUGCACUCCGCUGAUAUCUCCAGCUCCACGACCGCGGCCACCGCUUUUGCGUCCAAAGCCUCUACUGUCCAUGAGAUCCAGAACAAGUCUGGCAUUUUCUCGUUCGAUCUGUCAUGGAGUGAGAUUGCAACCUUGAGGCCCGCCCUCGUCUCUCCGUUUGCUCAGGCAGGCAUGCAAAGAAAUCCUCUAGCAAAGAAUGCCGGCAAGUUGAUGACUUUGCCCCAUUUCUUAGACUUGGCCAAGGCCAGCAACAUCACCGGUAUACUGAUCGAAAUAGAGCAUGCUGCAUACCUCGCCAAGAGAGGGAUCGGCAUUGUGGAGGCGGUGUCUAGCGCGCUGACCAAGGCGGGCUACGACAAGGAGACCAAGCAGCAGGUGUUCGUCCAGUCCGACGACUCGUCGGUGCUGGAGGCGUUCAAGAAGUUCAAGACAUUCAGGAGGGUGCUCAACAUCGAGGCCAAGAUCAGCGGCGCCUCCAAGCCGUCGCUGGAUGACAUCAAGAAGUUCGCGGACACGGUGAGGAUCAACCGGAACUCGGUUGCGCAGAUCACCGGCUACUUCAUGACGCACUUCACCGACACGGUCGGCAGCCUACAGGCCGCCAACCUCACCGUGUUUGUUGGCGUGCUCAAGAACGAGUUCAUGAACCUCGGCUUCGACUUCUUCGCUGACCCGACGAUCGAGGUCGCUACCUACGCUUAUUCGGUGGUGGCCGAUGGGAUCGUCACGGACUACCCUGCCACUGCAGCUUCCUACUUCAGGAGUCCAUGCAGUGACAUGAAGCUGAACCUGAGCUACUCGAUCCUGCCUGCACAACCUGGCGCUCUGGUCAACCUGGCAGCCCCCGGGAUGUUGGCUCCGGCGGGAGCGCCGGCACCGUUGCUCCAACCCACUGACGUAGUGGACCCGCCGCUGCCUCCGGUUAAAGCUAUGUCUGGAGCAGGGCCUUCUUCCGAUAGUGAAGAUCUGAAUGAGGUUAUUGAUGCAGUGGAAGUAGAAUCUGCUACCCCAGGUGCUUCACUCCUUGCAAAAAUGGCAGUUGCUAUCGGUAUUGCAGCCACGGCCACUGUGAUUUCACUGGUCAUGAAAGAGCCUUCCUCAGGCCCUUCUUUCAGUCUGCCACAGAUAGUUGAUGCUUCCACGCAGUCUGACACAGCAGCAGCGACGAUCGGAUACACGUUUUCUCUAUUUGGGAAGAAAGUCAUAAUUCCAGAAUACACACCAGGGUGGGUCUACUUUUGGUUGCUCAUGGCUGCUGGAUUUGGACUGUUUAUCAGUGAAGAAGCUUUAAAUGUUUGGGCUGGAAUUUCUUUAGCACGAACACUUUGUUUGGAUGGAACUUGGCAAUCUCUUGUUACGUCAUUCUCGGCGAAUGCAUCUUAUAUAGUCUCCACAGUGCUAUGGAUUUACUGGGGUGUUUGUAUUAGUGACAUGAUCCCAUUCUAUCUAGGGAAACUCUUCAGGCAAACUAGAGCAUCAGAAGACAUAAGCAGCAAGAUUGGAAUUGGUAAGGAGAAAGCACUAAGCAUAUCACAAGCAGUUCAGAAGUAUGGAAACCUAAUUGGCUUUGUUGAACGAUUUUCAAUUGGUGUUCGGAAUCCUACAGCAUUUCUUGCUGGAGCAUUGGGUAUAUCAGCAGACUUUUUCUUCGCAGGAGUUUGUUUCGGUUGUCUAUUUACUCUCCCUAUUCAGUUAGCAGUUGGGUUCCUCCUCCGAGAGCGGCCUGUCGUCGCCCUUGCCAGUGUCGCAGCAGCUGUGGGUAUCUGGACCAUGUUCCCGUAUGCAGCCGCCGCAUGCACGGCGUUGUUCUUCUACUUCGGCCGACAACAAUCCAACAACUGAACCUGAGUUGUAUUUUUUUAUAAAAAAAACUGAGUCUGAACAUAGUUUAUUUACAAACAAUUUACAUAGGCCUGUACAUGUAUGAAUCAUUUUUUCGAUCAAUUGUGUUGAUCCAUGAAAACAUUCUUCUCUCCUCUCUUUCGGAAGGAGUGGUUUUGCUAGCUCAAGAUGUACAAGAAUUCCAUGCUAGUUAGCAAAUGUAAAUUCAGAAUGUCAUA
Sorghum bicolor (sorghum) is the source of this 3666-nucleotide messenger RNA. RefSeq names its product glycerophosphodiester phosphodiesterase GDPDL7. NCBI's taxonomy places the organism in Eukaryota, Viridiplantae, Streptophyta, Magnoliopsida, Poales, Poaceae. Bases 242 to 3448 code for a protein of 1068 amino acids. Gene Ontology annotation, biological process: lipid metabolic process. Gene Ontology annotation, molecular function: glycerophosphodiester phosphodiesterase activity. The transcript has 21 exons. The record is from RefSeq and is a predicted model, not a curated record.